AGCCUCUGUGCUGCUCUUCCAAUCGCGCCAGAGAGCAAGAGAGGGAGGGAGAGAGAGACAGAAAGAGAGAGAGGAAAAACUGAGAGUGUGGCUAUCUUCAAGAGGGGGUGGGAACACUGAACCUGGAAGCUGAAAAGUUUUCCCAAGCCUGUAAACAAGAAUCAAAGCUUGUAAGAGCAUUGAGGCAUUAAAAUCAAGUGGAAGAGGAGUCCGGUACAGCACGACUGACUUACUUAAAGGUGAAAGGAAAGGAAAGAACAAGACCAUUUUCCUGUAUAGAGUGAUCUGUCAAGAUCAAGAACAGCCUCAGAAUGGGAGAAGAUGCAGUACAGGCAGAGAGGAGCAGCAUGAUAAGUGCACAUGAGAGCCAGGAGCUAGUGGUGCCCACCCCUAGCCCCACACAAUCUUCACCCACCCAUAGCCUCUCCCAUCUGGGCAAUGCUGCCACCAUGGCCCCUAGUGGAGAACCUAGUAGUCCAGGAACUGGGGCCAACACAGGCACUCUCACCAGAGAUGGAGUUUCAACUACAGGCCCGGUGAACGCCAUCACAGUCCUGACCCUUCUAGAUAAGCUGGUGAACAUGCUUGACACAGUGCAAGAGAACCAGCACAAGAUGGAGAUGAGGCAAGUUGAGAUAGAGGGGGCCGUGAGGGGCAUCCAGAACGAUAUGACCAAGCUGUCCAAGAGUCACACCUCCACCUCGAACACGGUCAGCAAGCUACUGGAGAAGAGCCGUAAGGUCAGCGUCAACAUGAAGGAGGUCAAGGACAAGAUGGAUAAGCAGGCCACCCAGGUGAAGAAAUUGGAGGUCAACCACACUCACCUGCUUAGGAGGAACAACUUCAAAGUGCUCAUCUUCCAGGAGGAAAAUGAGAUCCCAUCAAGUGUCUUUGUGAAGGAACCUGCACCGUUACCUGAAAUGGAGGAGGAGACCUCGGCCAUUGAUGCCAACCGUUCUCAAGAGGAGGGUCUUCAGACCAUUGCCCUCUCUUCGGAUGAGGAGCAGGGACCAGAGGAGGAUGAAGAUGAAAUUUUGGCCAUUUUGGACCUUGAAGCUGAGUCCAGAGUUCAAAAAUCUCGAGCUGAGAAGAUCAAGCGUUCCAGUCUGAAGAAAGUGGACAGCCUGAAGAAAGCUUUCUCCAGGCAGAAUAUUGAGAAGAAGAUGAACAAAAUCAGCACCAGGAUUGUGUCACCAGAAAACCGUGAAAAAAUCAAGAAAAGUCUGACACCAAACCACCAGAAGAACCCUAGUGCCAAGAGCUCUUCCUUCAAGGUCUCUCCCCUCACCUUCAACAUCAAGAAGGUUCGCAGCGGGGACAGUGAACCAGAGGCUGAAGCUUCAUCUCAACCUGAAAGCUCACCAAGUGCCAUCGCCUCCAUCGAACUGGCUCCAAUUGAGAGCCCAACUGAAGACCUGCCCUUCAAGGAGGUUCACUGCCAACUUGCACCAGGACAGGAGGAAGUUAUGUUGGCUGUGGAGGCAAUGGAGAAGGAGGUGCCCAGCAUCCUGAAUGGCACAGCUGAGAUUGAGCCUGAGCUGUCGAUCACAGAAGAUGUAAGUGAGGAGUAUGCCCUUUCUACGACACUGCUCCAAGAUGCCUCUCAGAUAGAGGUGUCCCAAAAUUAUUUACAGGGAGAAAACGAAGAGGAAGGAGAGGAGGAAAAGGGAAAGGAAGACAUGCAGGAUGAAAAGUGCCCUGUAGCAGAAGCUGCAACUGCAGGCCAAGCAGAGGGUGUUGCUGUAGUGCAAGCAUCCUAAUGUCCUGACCCUCCAUUCCAGCUUUGACACCCUCCUUAGCUGAGAAAACACUCUCUUCCUUAUCAGUGCCAGCCAUCCCCCAAGUACCCAGACAUCUGCCCAGUCCUGGCAGAGUACAGUCCUUGCAGAGACUUCUUGUCUCUCACAAUAUAGUCUAUUCAAAGGAAAAAUUCAAGGACUAUGUGACUUUUGCAAAGUAGGCCCCUUAAUCCUGUUGCUAGUCCUUAGUCCUUUAAGCAUUUAGUGUUUAUUUUAAAAAGUCCAUGUGAAAGCAGUCUUAUUAACUAAGCUGAUACAACAGUCUGUUAAUAAACAUUUUACUUGUGAGAACUCACUCAAACUGAUACUACUAGACAUUAAUGUUACACUGUUGGCCAGACCUUUUGUUUUGUCAACCCUGUUGUGGUGCCUAUCUGUCAGCUAUGAAAGCGGGCAAAGAAAAAUAAAAUGCUUAAAGCCAAAAGAGUCAGCAGGUGCCAAGUGCAAUCCAUCUACCCGAAGGGAAUGUUUUAACCAUGGCCUGGUUCUCAGCCCCCAAUUCAUUUCUUCUGGAACAGCUUGUGCACAGCUGAAAGUGAUGUUGGCUAUUUGCAAUCAAGAUAAUUUGCAGCCUUGAUGCCCUUUCUUCUGAUUAAACAACAAAAAUACAAAAUAAAUAUAUUACAAUGUCUCUGUCAGUGUUGUAGUCAAGACCACCUAAACUGAGACCAAGUCAAGACCAAGACCAGAGUGUAUCGAGACAGAGACAAGACCAAGACUUUGAGGGGUUGAGACUAAGUCAAGACCAAGACCAAGGCAGGGCGAGACAAAGUCAAGACCAAGACCAGACCAGUGCGAGUCCCACACUGCAUGAUACACGAUAAAAUGUGGAACAUGCAAACCAUAGGCACUCCUUAAAUUGAUCUGAAAGAUUCACAUUCCCAUAAAAACACCCACAGAAAACAAAUGAAGAUUCCUCUUCAUUCACCUCUUUUAUUGCCAUGUGUGUGUGUGUGUGUGUGUGUGUGUGUGUGUGUGUGUGUGCCAUGAGAAAUGUCUUGAUAAAAUAAUCAAAAGGCAUUGUAGAGGUAAAUUGUGUGUGAAUUUUCCUUUGUUUUCUAUGAGCAAACAAAUAUAAACAAACACUAAGGAGCUGAAAUCAACUUAACCAUCUUUAUUCAACACUCCUUUUCCAAGUUUUACCAUCCACCUAAAACAAUAAAACUUUUGUGCAUCACAUCAGGUUUUCUGGAUGACUCUUCCCCUAGAAACCAUCAUUAAGUACAGAAUAUAUCAAACAGUUAUUCAGUACUUAAGUCUUCACUUUUCUUUGUCUUUUCUUAAAAAAUAUAGUAUGUUUUUUGUUGUUUUUGAACCAACAACAAACCUUGUAUAAAUGUGUGCAAUUUGCUAACCACAUAGCUAAAUAUAGAAAAUAGAACAAAGAAUGCCAAGCCUAUUUAAAAUUAAAUUUUUUCAUAUAAGUGGAGGCGCAUUACUCGGUCUCCACUCUCUGCUGUCACAUCUCUAGCUCUCUCACCCAAGUGAGGGAGUGUUACCGUGGUGUGUAGCGUUUAUGUCAGAGCUGACAUCAGCUAAUGUUGAUGUAAUGUAACUUUAUAUACAUUAGCUACAUAGCUUUAUGUGGCCUGUCUCGUCAUUGUUUAUCACAAGCAAAAACUUAACUUGGGAAAAACAAUUUGUCAGUACAUGCCCUGUACUUUCAAUCUCUCACAAAGUUAACACUGCAUUAGCUACAUCCCUCAAUAUAUGUUAAUUAAAUUAGGUAGCUUGCGCACCUAGCUAGGUGGCAAAUAGCUGGCAAGCAACUGAAACUAGUGCCCUAAAAAACAGUAAAUACUUAGCUAGCUAAUAUGUAUAGCUAAUACUCGCUAAAUCUCUUUGGGUGAGGGGUGAAGAUGAGAUUAGGUACAGAUGCUGUGUUCCAUUCAAAUCGGAUGUGGGAUAUUCCACUUGAUAUAUCCAAUCUCCGACUAAAGGCAUUACAAUGCCAGAUGCUCGGAAGAUGACGUUAAAGGAAACAAAACUGCAAUGCUCCCGUUAGCUUAGCAGGUGUUUGACUGUCACCAGAGAUGUCUCCUAGCAACCCAAUUCAUAAACAAUCUGCAACGCUUGCAUUUGUGCUACAGGUGUACGAUUAUCAAAAGAGAGUAUAAUUUAACGUUUUGAACACCUGCUACUCUGCUAACGUUUGUUAAACAAGCUUUCAUAUCAUGUAAUAUAGGAACUUUGGCUAAUUUAUCUAUAUUAUUUAAUAAAAGUGAAUGUUUAUCACUUAUUUUAUACAUCUUCCUGGGUGCCGACAAGAUUGUGUGACGUCACGUACCUGCAUCUCGGCGAAAUCGGAGUUUAAAAUUUCCGCACGACUUUCCAAGUUGUAAAUACGACUUCAAGUGGCGUUCCAUUGCAAUUUUCCCUGUAGGAAGUUGGAAAAUCCGACUUUCCCAGUUGAAAGGAAUGCAGCAAGAGGCAGACUGCUAAUGUUAGCUAGCUAGCUUUGCUAGCAUUACUUACACUUAGCUUACCUUUCUUUAUGCUUCCAUUCUAAGUGCCGAUAAACUUUUGACGUGAUCCCAGCCGUCUCGGUUAGUAUUGCAUUGCAGAAUUUACAUACUGCUGUGUGAUUUCUUUUGGACGCUUUUUUGCAGAUGAACUCUUUGUGGUUUAGGUCAGUGUUUCCCAACCUUUUUUCUGCCACGGCACACUUUUUACGAUUAAAAAAUCCCAUGGCACACCACUAUCCCACAUAACCAUCGUCAAUAGUUUUCCUUUUCAAGAACUUGUCCAUGUUUUCUGUUUGUCUUAGUAGCGUGAACUUGUAAUGUUUGAAAUCGGCUAUGCAAAAAACGCAAGUAUCAUAGGUAUGCUGUAUAAUGAGGUCACAGAUGCCAAUACGCUAACUGGAUAAUGAAAAACCAACAAAUUUGUGUCUUUUCCAAUUUGUAGAUUUGUUCUUGCAAAUUAAUUCUUGCAAUGGCACAGCAAAUAAUUUUUUUGUAUUUUCUGGAAAUAAAGUCGUACUGAGUCAAAAACGCGUUGUUGAUAGAGAGAGAAAAAAAACACAUAAGUCGCUAUGACAGAGGUUGGAUCCGGCAGGCACUAGCACCCGGGAGCAGCUGCCCGGCCUCCGUUCAGAUGUCAAACGCGCUCUGUGAAGAUUACAGUACCUCAGAAUCUACACAUCAAAUCACGGUGUUUUUGGACUUGUUUAAAACAGGAGAAUUUGCUUUUAGUAAUCGUAUGUAACAGUUCUUCAUAGUCUUUUUAUGUUUCAUGAGAGAAACAUGACAAGUAAUCCACAUCUGUUCAUAACAUCUGUAACUCUAUGCUGUGCACAAAUAAACAGCCUUUAGUCUUUGAGUAAAACAAUACACCAGUUGUAUUCUAUUCAUUCAUUCGUUUCACUAACUGAAUGUUUUUACUACAAGUGUGACGAUGAAGCAUAAUUUUGUGGGCAUGUGAGGAGUUGCGUUUGACAGCGACUAGAGGUUGUUAGAACAGUAAUGUUAUGAUGGGCAAAAUAUUUAAACUGGUUGCGUAAAAUACUUUGUAAUGGAAAAUAUAUUGAAUUGGCAACUUUUAAACUCUUUUACUGUCCCUAUGCCUUCAUUAAAAUACUGGGAAAAAAAUGUAUUUUUUUUAUUUAUUUUUAUAUUUUUCAAGGAAUUUGAUAAUUUUCCAUGGCACACCUGACAAUCUUUCAUGGCACACUAGUGGGCACAGUGGUUGGGAAACACUGGUUUAGGUAGACAAAUUGUAUUACAGAAGAUUUGGCUGACAUCUCUCAGACAGCCACAGUUUCUUCUCAUGUCUCCCGCAUUUACUUUCUUGGAGUGCGUGUGAAGGGAGGUGGGGAGGGGUGACAGCCUUAACAGUAACAAAACAUUCAAAUUAGAAAUGAGUCAAGUUAUUGCUUGCAUUUGAAGCAGGAAGUUUUACAUCCAAUCACAGUAAUGAUGUUAACAAAUAAAUCAGACAAUGCACAGGCAAUUUAGUGAUAUCCCGGUCUUGAAAUAAAAUCCUGAGUCCUCUUUGUUUGAGACCGAGACAAGACCGAGUAAAAAUGCGGUCGAUUCCGAGACGAGACCGAGACCUUCAAAAAGUGGUCUUGUGACCAAUCUCGAAUAAUACAACACUGGUCUCUGUUUAUCAGAAAUAUAUACAGGGUCCAAAAGAAGUUGGAAAUCCAGCUUGGAAGAGUAUUUACAUGAACUACAAACAUUUUGUAGUGAAGAAUAAACAAUUAGAUUACCCUUGUUUGUCCUGAGCACACAUCAUAAAAUAUCAGUUCUGUGUUUGGCUUGUUUCAAAUCUGAAAUGCAUCUUACAUGGGGAUCCUUGUCUUCCCUGAGUUCCACAUGUGUCUUGGACCUUACUAAGAAAGCAUUCCUGCUUUUGAUAUAUGGCUUUUUCAGAGACCAUUUCUCAAGCUCCUGUUGGCAUGGUGUUGGCUGAGAAAGGCCUUAAACAUGCACUGUGGGACCAGUCUAGAUUACAGGCAUAUGGAAGUGAUGAAGCAAACAUUCAGCCCAGCUGGAUGCAAAUUAGCCCCCAAAUGUGUGGAAAGUGGUGGAGAUCAGAAAAAGUGAGAAAAAUUAACAUUUAUUUUGAUUGUUGAAUUGAAUUCAAGUUUUAAAAUAUAAUUUAGGAUGCAGAAUACCCCCUUCCACCCCCAUCAUAUUAGUAGCAAUACAAACAAUUGAUAUUUGUGCACACUAUGCCACUCACUACAAUACACACCCUAUAAUAAAAUGAUGCUGUUAGCUGAUAUAUUUGAAAGAAAAGAGUACUGACCAAAUAGAACAGUACUGACCAAACAAAUGGGUCUGAUUUUUUUUUUUUUUUUUGGAAAAUUAUAUAACACUAUAACAAAUAAGACUAAAAUUAUCAUCUCUUUUUGUGUUUGUUAUGUCAAUUGUGCUUUCUGCACAAUGUGAGUAAUUUGAGCAUAUUUUCAUUUCAAUAUUCUAACGCUGAACAAAAAUAUAAAAGUGUGUAUUUUUGCUUUGGGUGGAUGUCUCUUUCAAAUGUGAAAAGGGAUUAGGUUUUACAUCUUUUGAGGCUUUAAAAAAAUUUUAACUAAUUUUUGCUGAUUCUUGUAAUCCCUAAUCUAUAUUUGCAUUUCCUUAAAAAAGGUAAUUGCAUCAAUGACUUCAUAAUAUAUAAGAGAUCUAUAUGUAGUCUUAGUUAUCGUAUUUUAGAAGGCUCAUGCCAAAGAAAAGGCUCAGUUACAGCAGACACCUCAUAAUGUUUCUGUGACACCUGUUUACCAACUUGUUAUUAAAGCACGCUCUGUUAAAACUGUUCUUUUAAUGCAAAUAAAUAAAGAUUUUGAACCUGG
This is a messenger RNA of Myxocyprinus asiaticus (Chinese sucker), 7101 nucleotides long. Its product is annotated as caveolae-associated protein 2-like. Bases 312 to 1760 code for a protein of 482 amino acids. Gene Ontology annotation, molecular function: protein kinase C binding. The transcript has 2 exons. Lineage: Eukaryota; Metazoa; Chordata; Actinopteri; Cypriniformes; Catostomidae. The record is from RefSeq and is a predicted model, not a curated record. Gene Ontology annotation, cellular component: cytoplasm; caveola.